This is a messenger RNA of Dovyalis caffra, 510 nucleotides long. Lineage: Eukaryota; Viridiplantae; Streptophyta; Magnoliopsida; Malpighiales; Salicaceae. The record is from the annotation of a GenBank genome assembly.
AUGCAUGAUGUCAGGCUCAUUACCUCAGCAAAUCAACCCAACAGCUGUCUUGAUAUUCUAGAUGCUCGAACCAAUUCCCCCACCUUAGCUGGCUGGGGUAUUUUUGUGUUUUCAAUCUUCAACCAGCUUCGUUUUUCUGGUGCUGGUGUACUGUUAUCUGACAUGGAGAAUGAGAAAGUUAAGGGAAGUGUUGACAAUAUUGGUGAACUAGAUGAGCAAGAAGACCAGAAGAUGGAGCAGUUUUUCGCGUUGAUCAGAAGUUUUCAAGAUGCUCGUAAUAGAAGGAAAGAUGAAAUGGAAGAGAAGCAACAGAAGAAGAAGGCUAGAGGGCCAAAUGAUCAAGAACAGCAGUCGAGUUGGGUGCCAUCUUUUGAAUGGGAAGAUUUCACAAAGGACAUUCAGUUUAGAAAUCCUCCUCUCAUCUUCCCCGGUCCCUGUAAUAACGAGAAGAAAUUAGAAGACAAAAAACCAAAAGAAGAUGAUGGUUUAGAUCUGGGACUCACUCUUUAA